GGAGUAACCCGACGAAAUCGUAAACGCCCCCUCGCCUUCCCCCUCAGGACAUGUAACGUCCUCUCUCUCGCUCUCUCCGGCUGGCUCGUGCCAGGCGCGAGAAACACAAACAGGAACUUUCCGGGAACCCCUCCUGACCUCCUCCCGCCAGGAAGCACUGCAGGGCGAGGCGAGCCUCCGUGCCGGGCGCCCACUCCUGGGAACCGUUAUUGAGACUGGAGCCCCUUUCGCCUGGCCACUCUCAGGGGGUCCCGGAGGGGGGCGGGGGUCACGCGCGACUCCCUGCUGGCGGUGACGUCACACUCCCCCACCACACACGCGCCUCCUCGCCUCGGGUCCCUUCUCAAUCAGUCCGUUGUCGGCGUUCCUCGCCCGCCAGCUUCCUCGGCGCUGCCCCGUCCUUCCAGUCCCUCCCUCCUUUCCUCCCUCUUGCCCUCCGCCCCGCGGCAGCGCAGUCCGCCCGGGAAAUUGCGUUAGCACCACCUCUUGCUUAAGAUUUCCUACGCCUUUACCCCGCCUUUGCCCCAUGUUCGGUCCGGACAAAUUGUUGGGGCAGCUGUCCAAUCUGGACAGAUACGGGAAUAUGGCGACCGUGGGGGAUUUUAACCCGCUCAGCGCCAGCAUCCCGGCUACCAAGGUGGAGGUGUCCGUGUCUUGCAGGAACCUUUUGGACAGAGAUACUUUUUCAAAAUCUGAUCCAAUCUGUGUGUUGUAUACCCAAGGUAUUGGAAAUAAAGAAUGGAGAGAGUUUGGGAGAACAGAAGUCAUCGACAAUACUUUGAACCCAGAUUUUGUAAGAAAAUUUAUAAUGGAUUACUUUUUUGAAGAGAGAGAGAAUCUGCGAUUUGACUUGUAUGAUGUUGAUUCAAAGAGUCCAAACCUAUCAAAGCAUGAUUUCUUGGGACAAGUGUUCUGUACACUUGGAGAGAUUGUUGGGUCACAGGGAAGCAGAUUAGAAAAGCCAGUUGUAGGAAUUCCUGGGAAGAAAUGUGGCACAAUAAUACUGACAGCAGAGGAGUUGAACUGUUGCCGGGAUUCUGUACUGAUGCAAUUUUGUGCAAACAAGUUAGACAAGAAAGAUUUCUUUGGGAAAUCAGAUCCCUUCCUGGUAUUUUUCCGUAGCAAUGAGGAUGGCAGUUUUACAAUCUGCCACAAGACAGAAGUUGUAAAGAAUACAUUAAAUCCAGUGUGGCAGGCAUUCAAGAUAUCUGUCAGAGCACUUUGCAAUGGAGAUUAUGACAGAACAAUUAAAAUAGAGGUGCAUGAUUGGGAUAGAGAUGGAAGCCACGAUUUCAUUGGAGAAUUUACAACGAGUUAUAGGGAAUUGUCCAGAGGACAGUCACAGUUCAAUGUGUAUGAGGUAAUCAAUCCAAAGAAGAGAGGAAAAAAGAAAAAAUACGUUAAUUCAGGAACAGUAACAUUACUUUCCUUCCUAGUGGAAACAGAAGUUUCAUUCCUUGACUAUAUUAAAGGCGGGACUCAAAUCAAUUUCACUGUGGCUAUUGAUUUCACAGCUUCAAAUGGUAACCCUGCACAGCCAACCUCACUCCAUUAUAUGAGCCCAUAUCAGCUGAAUGCUUAUGGCAUGGCAUUGAGAGCAGUCGGUGAAAUAAUUCAAGACUAUGAUAGUGACAAAAUGUUUCCAGCUCUUGGUUUUGGUGCAAAACUGCCUCCAGAUGGAAGGGUGUCUCAUGAGUUUGCCUUGAAUGGGCACCCUCAGAAUCCUUACUGUAAUGGAAUAGAUGGUGUAAUGGAAGCCUACUACAGGAGUCUGAAAUCUGUACAGCUUUAUGGACCCACAAACUUUGCUCCCGUUAUUAAUCACGUUGCAAGAUAUGCUGCCUCAAUAAAAGAUGGCUCCCAGUAUUUUGUUCUUCUCAUUAUUACAGAUGGGGUCAUUUCUGACAUGGCUCAAACAAAGGAGUCCAUAGUGAAUGCCUCAGGGCUUCCAAUGUCAAUAAUAAUAGUGGGAGUUGGACCAGCAGAAUUUGAUGCUAUGGAAGAACUGGAUGGUGAUGAAGUAAGACUCUCCUCAAGAGGAAAAUAUGCAGAAAGGGAUAUUGUGCAGUUCGUACCAUUUCGGGAUUAUAUUGACAGAAGUGGAAACCACAUAUUAAGCAUGGCCAGACUUGCUAAAGAUGUCUUAGCUGAGAUCCCAGACCAGUUUCUCUCCUAUAUGAGGGUCAGAGGAAUCAAGCCGUCUCCUGCACCUCCUCCAUACACGCCUCCUAUUCAUGUAUUGCAGACUCAAAUAUGAGCACUCCAAAUGUUUAAUGCUUUUCACAAACCAUAGGGCGCUACUUAGGAAGUGCACCAGUGCUAUGGUACACUUUAAAGAGCCAAUGAGCUGAGACCAAGUGUCCCUCUUUGUAUGCAGUAGGAGCUUCUGGUGGACUUUGGAACAGAAUAAUUUAACGUCAUUAUACCAAAAUGUCCAAUCUGGUUGCAUGCGCAACUGAACAGCUUUUGUGUACAAGGAGCAAAAUGGUGGUUGUUCUUGAGUUUUAUUUUGUUUCUGACAGACAAAAAGCUAGUAGUGUCACACGUGUUUUGGAGAAAGCACAAGUCACGGGUUCAACUGAGAAGUCCUUGUCUUUCCUGACUUAAUAUGUACAUACAAAUAUGUGGGAAUGCAAUUCCUCUGUAUCAUUGUUUACAUGUUACUACUUUUCAAACUUAACUACUUUUUAUAAUUAUUCUUAAUCUUAAGGACUUGGAAUAUUUGAAUUGUCUUCUAGCUUGCAAUAGUAAAAUCCACAAGAGGAGCAAUAUCUCUUUGAAUGACUGUCCAGCCAAAUGCAAAUGUAAAACUAAAGACAGAAAGAGAGCAGGGGAGGGGGGGAACAAGUACAUUCAUAGGUCUCAAUAAUGGAAACACCUCACUCAAGUGCUCAGUAAAGAAUUAAUCUGACAUAUCUGUGAAUAUGCUUGCAAGAUGUGAAUAAUGUAAGAAUAUGUAUUUUUGCAAGAUAUUCCAGUUUCUGAAAUAACUUGUGUUUACAUUUUUUAAGACCAAUUAUGCUGGCAUAAAUAAAUUUGAACAACAUACAUAAUACAUACAUAACAUAAUUUUAGGAAUUGGCUGCAUCAAAUAACUUUUGAGUUCUAUAAUUUAGCUGAUGCAACAUGUGAAAUCUAUAGAGUAUCUUGCAUAACAGUAUAGCUUUGACAUCAUAUUGCUUUCUGCAGGUGAAUGUUUUAUUAUGAGUGAUUUAAAGCUCUUAUGCAAAUUACCAGUGGCUGUAAGGUUAUCUAGAUUUUCUAUUCAAAGGGAUGCUGGCUCACUUUUGAGUUGGCUGUUGCCAGUCGCACUGUCAUCUAGGGCACACAAGUGGUAAUUAUUAAUUAACUGGGUUGAAAUUGCACAGCUUUGUUGCUUUGUGCACAUCUUUGUGUAUAGAACUACUCAAGUAUUUUAUGAUAUGCCUGCUCUUAUCCUAAUUAUCCAAUGUUUUUGCAUGUACAGUUUUUACAAGAAAUUCACUGUGUGAGUAUUUGUGUCAAAACUUUUAAUUAGAACUAAUGGCCUUAAAUCUCACAAAUACCUUGGAAAUGAUUGUGAAUUGCCUUCAGAUACUGGAAGACAUGUUUUACUUUGUGUCAAAAUUGUAAUUGCCUUGUAAUGUGUAGCUCUCUGGCACAUAACCUGUUUACUACUUUCUUUACUAUUAUAUAUGUUGUACAGUAUUAAAUUAAGGUGCAUUUUUUAAGCAUGAAAGGGUUUUUUCCUGGAAAAGCAUACAUAUGAUAUCAAUGGCAUAUAACCCUAUGUAAUACAGAAUCUUCCAUUUUUAAAUAUAUUAAAAGUCCUUAAAAUA
Messenger RNA from Hemicordylus capensis (graceful crag lizard), 3818 nucleotides. It is a transcript of the gene CPNE8, whose product is annotated as copine 8. Gene Ontology annotation, molecular function: calcium-dependent phospholipid binding. Bases 527 to 2257 code for a protein of 576 amino acids. The transcript has 20 exons. Gene Ontology annotation, cellular component: plasma membrane. Gene Ontology annotation, biological process: cellular response to calcium ion. The record is from RefSeq and is a predicted model, not a curated record. NCBI's taxonomy places the organism in Eukaryota, Metazoa, Chordata, Lepidosauria, Squamata, Cordylidae.